AUGGCUUCCACUGUCACCAGCGAUGCCACGUUUCAACAGUACGUGGAGCUAAUGUUUCAAUUCGAUACGGUUUUCGAAACUCUGUGCCUAGAGCAAACGAACGACUCCGUACAAGCCCGGAGCAUGGUGGAAGCCAAUCAAGAUCUGCAAACCUGCGUCAAUCUGCAUCAUGAUCCGCAAAAUUUCACCAACGCUUUGGAUUCACUAACCGCGGAAAAUCGGAAAGAUUUCAUCAACUAUAACUGUGAUCAAUUUGAAGAGAUAAAAAAGUGUUACCUUCCCUUCACGCGGCAGCUGGAGGUAUGCUUUACCGAGCGCGAUGUUUCAAUGAUUAAAACACUGAUCAUGCUAGAGGAAGAGUUUGCCUACAUAUGUGAACGGGAUGGAGCUAAUGUUCUUAUUGUGCCACAGUCGAACUAUUCGUAUUGCGCUGGAAAUUUGCAAGAGUUGUUGCAGAAUUGUUCAAUGACGGAUUGGGCCGAACUGCGAAGUAAAACCAUCGAAACUAUGACGGAAAGAGCUUGCAGCAUUUUUGAGCGACUAGCAACAUGCUUCCAGAACAACAUUACAAAAUGUGGAGCUCCUUUAUUUGCGGAACUGUUCAACAUACGAUACAGAGCCAUUGUGAAGCAGACUCAUUGUACUAAAGGCGCAUCUAAUUGA
Anopheles maculipalpis is the source of this 663-nucleotide messenger RNA. RefSeq lists its product as uncharacterized. The transcript has 4 exons. Lineage: Eukaryota; Metazoa; Arthropoda; Insecta; Diptera; Culicidae. The record is from RefSeq and is a predicted model, not a curated record. The coding region runs from base 1 to 663 and encodes 220 amino acids.